AUGUUGGACAUGGGCGAUAGGAAGGAAGUGAAAAUGCUGCCCAAGUCGUCCUUCAGCAUCAAUAGCCUGGUGCCCGAAGCCGUCCAGAGCGACAACAACCAUAGCCACCAGCACCAUCCUCACCACCAUAAUAACCACCACCCGCACCAUCACCACCACCACCAUCACCACCACCACCACCCAGCCCAGCCGCCGCAGCCUCAGAGAGCCACCCCAGCUGAGGACGACGAGGAGGAAGAAAAGAGCCAGCUCCUGCUGCAGCCCCCCGGGGUGGGGGCGGCCGCAGCCGCCGAGCUGGACGACAAGGAGAAAGGGCCGUCGGAGGAGAAGAAGGGGGUGUCGGAAGGGGCCAAGGAGGCCGGCGGCGGGGAUGGCGGGGGAAAAGAGGGCGAGAAGAAGAACGGCAAGUACGAGAAGCCGCCCUUCAGCUACAACGCGCUGAUCAUGAUGGCCAUCCGUCAGAGCCCGGAGAAGCGCCUCACCCUCAACGGCAUCUACGAGUUCAUCAUGAAAAACUUUCCGUACUACCGGGAGAACAAGCAGGGCUGGCAGAACUCCAUCCGCCACAACCUCUCGCUCAAUAAGUGCUUCGUCAAGGUGCCGCGGCACUACGACGACCCGGGCAAAGGCAACUACUGGAUGUUGGACCCGUCCAGCGACGACGUCUUCAUCGGGGGCACCACCGGCAAGCUCCGGCGACGUUCCACCACCUCCCGGGCCAAGCUGGCCUUCAAGCGAGGCGCCCGCCUGACCUCCACCGGCCUGACCUUCAUGGACCGGGCGGGCUCCUUAUACUGGCCCAUGUCUCCCUUCCUGUCCCUGCACCAUCCGCGGGCCAGCAGCACGCUGAGCUACAACGGGAGCACGUCAGCUUACCCCAGCCACCCCAUGCCCUACAGCUCGGUCCUGACCCAGAACUCCUUGGGGAACAACCACUCCUUCUCCGCCUCCAACGGCCUGAGCGUGGACAGGCUGGUCAACGGCGAGCUGCCCUACGCCACUCACCACCUCACGGCGGCGGCCCUGGCCGCCUCAGUGCCCUGCGGCUUAUCGGUGCCGUGCUCGGGCACCUACUCCCUCAACCCCUGCUCGGUCAACCUCCUGGCGGCCGGCCAGACCAGUUACUUUUUCCCACAUGUCCCUCACCCCUCCAUGACUUCGCAGAGCAGCUCUUCCAUGACGGGCCGGGCCGCCUCUUCCUCCACCUCGCCGCAGGCGCCCUCCACGCUCCCGUGUGAGUCCUUAAGACCCUCCUUGCCGAGUUUCACCACAGGAUUGUCGGGGGGACUUUCUGAUUAUUUCACACAUCAAAAUCAGGGGUCUUCCUCCAACCCGUUAAUACAUUAA
Molecule: messenger RNA, 1347 nt
Organism: Python bivittatus (Burmese python)
Lineage: Eukaryota; Metazoa; Chordata; Lepidosauria; Squamata; Pythonidae
Source: RefSeq, a predicted model, not a curated record